Selaginella moellendorffii is the source of this 595-nucleotide messenger RNA. RefSeq names its product vacuolar protein sorting-associated protein 55 homolog. Gene Ontology annotation, biological process: late endosome to vacuole transport via multivesicular body sorting pathway. Lineage: Eukaryota; Viridiplantae; Streptophyta; Lycopodiopsida; Selaginellales; Selaginellaceae. The record is from RefSeq and is a predicted model, not a curated record. The transcript is spliced from 5 exons. Bases 123 to 536 code for a protein of 137 amino acids. Gene Ontology annotation, cellular component: endosome.
CUUGGAGAGCUCCUGCUAUGGCGAUGACGAUCGAAGCACGGAUUCUUGCGCGCUGUGGCACUGGCGAUGGCGAUUGAUUCGGCGUCGCCGAGAGCAGUGUGAGUGUUGUUCUCACGGGCACAAUGGCAGACACUUCAGCUUAUUUUCUCGCGUGCUUGCACCCCUGUAGGCUUGCUGGACUGGCGUUCAUGUUUUCUGUGGGAAUUAUGAUGCAAAUCCUGGCUUGUGCCUUGUACAGCAAUUGGUGGCCAAUGCUCACAGCUCUCAUGUACGUGAUGGUUCCAAUGCCUUGCUUGUUCUUCGGAAGCUCUUCGUCCGAGUCGCUUCUAUCUGUCGGCGAUGCUACUGGAGACUGGGCUGAUGCUGCAAAGUUCCUGACGGGAUUUUCAACCGUGGGAAGCAUUGCGAUUCCGGCCAUUUUGCGCCAUGCGAUGUUGAUAGAGAUCGGCGCCAUGUUUCUCGCUUACUCGUCUUUCAUUAUUUUGACGAGCACCGUCAUCUUGUUCCAAUACGUGACUCGCGAGAGCGAGUGGUAGUGGCAGCAAGCUGUAACAUUUGGAGGUGUUUAUGUAAGAUAUCAAGAUUCGUGAUAGUU